Cylindrotheca closterium is the source of this 933-nucleotide messenger RNA. Lineage: Eukaryota; Bacillariophyta; Bacillariophyceae; Bacillariales; Bacillariaceae. The record is from the annotation of a GenBank genome assembly.
AUGUGCGCUCUAAUUGCCCCCUACCAGCAUGCGGCUGCCUUCACUACCAUAGGGUCGCCUUUACAGAAUACACUGCCGUUCAGUCGUUGCACGACAACGACGACAACAACAAGUUCGAGUAGUCUAUCAGAAAAACGAGGAGACUUUCGUGACGACGAUAUGUUUGAUGAUGACGACUCUGAUGAUUUUUACGACGACAGAAGGCCUCGGCGUAGAAGAAGAGGACCACCGCCGAGAGGAGAUGAACGUUACGACAGCUACGACGACUUGGGUGGAUACUACGAAAGCCGACCAAAUGGAAUGAAUGUUCCAUCAGCCUUUGGUCGACGCGAUGGGCUGCGACUUCCAGAAUCCGUAUCCAAAUCGCUAUUGGCUGGAAUAUUUAUUCUUGGUGUCGGUCUUGGGGUCACUGUAGAUUCCCAAAUCAAUACAAGUCCAAAAGAUUUGGCGUCUCGUGAUGCGAUUGAUCAGGCUGCCCCCAAUGCGGAGCUUUGCGCCACCAUGGGAGCCUCGGCCAUGGCAUUUGACCAACGCGUCUUUGUAUCAUUCAAUCCCUUCAAUGUAUACGUGUCUCAGGCGGAUGUAAAGCCGGCCUGCGUUCUACGGCAAUCCAACAUUGUGCCAAUUUUGAAGGAUGACAAGCAUCUCUUGAACGAUCAAGAAGUUCGGGGGUGCAAAGCCAAUAUGAACACUUGGGCAUUUGUUGGCAAUCUGAACGACAAGCCCCAAUUGAGUUGUGUCUACAAGAGCGAGGAUGCCCAGAAUGAGUUCUUGUCCAAUCCAAAGCUAGGCAUUGGAGAAGACUAUCUAGACGACGACCGAACCAAAGGAGAGGUAUUUACAAAACAAGUAAAGAAUGGCAUGACCACUUCCCAGAAAGCCUCUGCCGCUAGUGCCGCCAGUGCAGCAGCAGCAUCAGCAAAGUCAAAGUAA